Messenger RNA from Plasmopara halstedii, 2943 nucleotides. Its product is annotated as -like protein. The transcript is spliced from 9 exons. NCBI's taxonomy places the organism in Eukaryota, Oomycota, Peronosporomycetes, Peronosporales, Peronosporaceae. The record is from RefSeq and is a predicted model, not a curated record. The coding region runs from base 1 to 2943 and encodes 980 amino acids.
AUGACUGCCGCAAUAAAAAGCUAUGCUAUACCAAGUGGAGAUAUCUGCGCGUAUCUUAAGGGUUUCUGGAAGCGCAACUUAGAGUGGCGCCAUUUCGGAUCUGGCUUCCAGCACCUUCGCUCCACGAACAGCGUCGUAUUUAUUGAAGAGGAUGCAGAUGCGGCGCGCCAGCCCAACACACAGUUUCUGAGAUGGUCAUUUGGCCGUACGCUGAAGCAGCAGGAUCUCGCUGUUGCUUACACGGUGCAGUUUAUUCCAGACGAACAAGGCAUUUUUAUGGAGUGGAGCUUUGAGGGAGUGACAUGCCACGGUGUGUUCAAGCCGGAGACUAACGUUGCUAUUCUUAACUUUUGUCUUCGUGAAUCUGUGGUCACAAUCACGUACCGCGUACUCGACGCUAAUACGAUGGCAGUGUGCAUUGUGGACGUGGACAGUGAGCAUACACCUACGGUCCAAUACGGCAACAUGUACCGUAUCAACCCGUCUAAGUAUGAUCGAACACCGUCCAUGGCAUGUAAGCGUAUCGCUAUCGGAGGCACCUUUGCAUGCGAUGAAGCCCUCGCUGUACCGCUGCAGUAUCUCUUAGCUAAUGCUGUGUGGAAUAUCAAUGUCAAUUUACAUUGGUUGCGGUAUGGCAGUCUCACUAACUUUAACGAGUGGACGAAGGACGUUCUGCACCCUGCACGUUCAGUAGAUUUAAUUAUCUUGCUCGUCCGAUUAAGUGACCUUGAAGUGGUGCAUCCCGAGUUUCAAUCUCUUUGCAUGAAUCAAGAGAAAGAUCAAGCUAUCGCUCAUAAUAGCGAUGGAGGUGUUGGCCAGCUUCUUCACAAUAUUGAACAGCACGAUUCCAUGACUAAUUCUUCUCCUCUUCUGGUAUUGUUGUGCCCUUGUCCUCCGGAUAUGACAACAAUGUUCGAUGCAAUGGAAUGCAAAGUUCAAAAGCAAAUUAAAACCAUGAGACACGUGGAUGUGCAGAUUUCAAAGCAGCUUCUGGCCCUUUAUGACCAGCAAUACACGACUCCAUACUAUGAUGUGAUUACCGACAAGCGCCAACAUUCCCCGUACACACAAGCGAUGCUCAAUGUUAUCAGUCUAUCUCUCUGCAGGCAGAUUUGUCGUUUAUAUCGACCUACUAGCAAUCCAAAAAAAGUGAUUGUACUUGAUUGUGACAAUACUUUAUGGGGGGGUGCAAUUGCUGAAGUUGGCUCCAUUGGGAUCGAUCUUGGACCACGAUUUCUCUCACUUCAGCGCUUUGUUGUUGCGCAGCAGCAAAAAGGAAUGCUGCUUGCACUUUGCAGUAAAAAUUUACUAGACGACGUUUUGGACGCAUUUACACUACGUCGCGAUGACAUGGUGCUCAAUCUAGACAAGCAUGUCGUAGCUACCAAGAUAAACUGGAAACCAAAGUCAGAAAAUAUUGUUCAACUUGCGAAGGACCUUAAUCUCGGGAUCGAUUCGUUCAUAUUUAUUGAUGAUAACCCGCUAGAGUGCAGCGAAGUCAAAACGGCAUUGCCAUCCAUAACGGUAAUUCCGCUGGGAGAAAAAUUUAGUGAUUCGGUGCUACUUCACGAAUGGAUUUUCGAUGAAUGUUUGAGUUCAAGAUCAUGUGAUACAACCACAAAAAACGGUACAAUGGAAGACGCCUCGCGAACACAACUAUACCAGCAAAAUUUUCAGCGAAAUCAACUAUGUGAAACUUUUUCGACGCAUGAGGCUUUUUUAAGCGCUCUUGAUGUAAAAAUUGUUUUUGAAGAACUCGAUAAAAAACAAGAACUUUGCAACAGAAGCCCAUCCUUUACACGAGCUCUUCAGCUUCUCCAGCGCACGAAUCAAUUUAAUACGGCAACGACAUUCACAAAGCGUCUCGAAAAAGAAGCAUUGCUAGACUAUGUCGCUGCAUCGGAGAAAAUAGUACUUUGCGCACAUGUGACCGAUCGUUUCGGCCACUACGGUCUUGUAAGUGUGGUACUCUUUCGGUAUGUAUGCGAGACCAAAGUAUUGCGUGUUGACAGCUUUAUACUGAGUUGUCGUGCUUUAAAUCGUGGAGUGGAGCAUGCUGUGGUACGAAAGUUGAGCGAAAUAGCAGCAAGAUUAGGUGCAUCAUCGUUAGAAGUAGCUUGGGAACCGACAGAGCGGAAUCAGCCCGCGCACGCAUUUUUUUCAGGGCUGUUCGAUGUGAAGUUUAUUGUUGAAGCUAAACGAUAUUCAGUAGACAUUGAGAAAGCUGGGCAGCAAUCUAGCCUCUCCCACGACGGCCUAUGGAUACUUGCAGCAGAUAGAGGAAGAAGCGUAUGUUUUCUUAAGACAGAGGGCUCUUACCAGCGCAGCGUCAUGAAGAACGACUCAAUAGAAUGGAUUCCGUACCUCCGUUCCAAUCUCUCACUUCAAAAUAUAGCUCACAAGGUCAUUCUGUGGAUGUUGUUAUUAAAUUUGUUGCCACAUUGGCUUACACGUCCACUUAUCAAAUUCCUAGCUGAUACGCGUGACAAGGAGUCGACUGGAAUGUUGCGUGUAACUCUUCGUGAUCGUGGAAGUUUGGAGCGUUUUCUAAGUCCUGCUCUAUCUAGCGCCAAGAAUAUCGUGGUCCAAGAAUCCAGUGUCACUGCUUCAAAUAUUUGCAAAUUUCGUCGAAAGGCACGUCACCAAACAAAAUUGGCGCUGGUGAAUCACCUUGAUAGUGAAGCCUCUCGCGUGAUUUGGUCCGCAAACCGACCGCAAGCUCCUAUUACAAAAAAACAAACCGUUGCACACGAAGAAUCUGUGCCUGUGGUCCGUCUUCAACUCAUUUGUAAGUCUCCAGAAUGUUUUGCAACGAUACAACUUGAAAAUCGAUGCACCUUUCAAAGAUGCCGCAUAUGCUGUUACCGACUUCAGCGGCUCUUGAUGCGCUCAAAACAUCAUCCAAAUGCUGAGGCCCGGCAGUCGGCCAAGCAGCAAAGAUAG